Messenger RNA from Rhipicephalus sanguineus (brown dog tick), 6417 nucleotides. Its product is annotated as SR-related and CTD-associated factor 4. NCBI's taxonomy places the organism in Eukaryota, Metazoa, Arthropoda, Arachnida, Ixodida, Ixodidae. The coding region runs from base 138 to 5642 and encodes 1834 amino acids. Gene Ontology annotation, molecular function: RNA binding. The record is from RefSeq and is a predicted model, not a curated record. Gene Ontology annotation, cellular component: nucleus. The transcript is spliced from 17 exons.
CAGGCGGCGCGUUAAGCCUUGCUGCGAAAGACACGAUUCUGAAUGUCGCUCGCCAUCUUUGAUGCUGGCGAGGUUUUUUAAAGCGAGUGAAUGUGAAAAAUACUGAUCAAGAUAGACUAUUUCACACGAUUUCCAACAUGGAGGUCGUCAAAGCCUUCAACAGCGAGCUUACCUCGCUGUAUGAAGGCAAACCUCCGAUCUCUAAAGCCAAGAUGACAGCGAUCACGAAAUCUGCAAUCAAAGGAAUCAAAUUCUACAAGCACAUUGUUCAGAGUGUCGAGAAGUUUGUUCAAAAGUGUCGGCCAGAGUACAAGGUGCCAGGACUGUAUGUUGUGGAUUCAAUCGUGCGCCAAUCACGGCAUCAGUUUGGGCAGGAGAAGGAUGUAUUCGCACCACGGUUCACGAAAAACAUCCACAACACAUUUCAGCACCUUUUCAAGUGUCCAGUUGAGGACAGGCCAAAGAUUGUUCGGGUACUUAACUUGUGGCAGAAGAACCAAGUGUUCCCGCCUGAUGUCAUCCAGCCACUCUUGGAUAUGGCCAGUCCAGCAGCCGUUCCAGGAGGGGAGCCUGCUCAGAGCUCAGACGUGGUAGCCGAUACCAAGGCGAACAAGAAUUCCAUGGAAAAUUGGAAGAGCUGGAAUCAUGGCAACAGCAUCCAGGACUCUGUGCACGGAAGUGGCCAGGAAACCAAGACCUAUGCCCUCACGCAGUGGCUCAACCAGAGCGAAAUGCCUGUGCCCAGCAAGGCAUCAGAAGAGAACUUGAACUUGGCCAUGGCAGCUGAGGCAGAAAAUGCAGCCCCUCCUGACCCGGAACUUUUAGUAAAACUUCAGAGCCUUGCUUCCCAGCUGCUGACAAACAGGCCUGGUAGUUCAUCAGCUCCUGAAGAAAAGCCACCAAGUCAACAGCCAGCAGCCCCUGCUGUAAAGUUCAACAAGAAGCUGCUAGAUUUCGACUAUGGUGACGAAGAAGAGGAAGAGGAAGAAGAGUCCUUUGAAGAAACCAAGACUACUGAUUUUGUUGAGCCACCUUUGGAAGACUCUGGUGGUCAGUCUUCGGAGCCCAAUGCCAUUGCUCUAAGCAUGGCCCAGAAUCUUCUCAACAACCCUGAGCUGCUAAAGCAGCUGCAGCAAAUGCAGCAAACGUUGCAGCAGCAGUCGUCAGAGGCUCUGCGGGCCCAGGAGGCUGCCUCCUCUAGCAUGCAGUCCCCACCACCGGCUUCGGCUGCUCCCGUGCACUCCUCCCUGCCUACUGCUGACCCCUUUGCGAAACCCGAUGGGAGCAGCAGCCAGCGGCUAUCAUCACCAGGUUUGCCGCCACUGCCCCAAGCACCCCAGCCGCAGACACCCAACGGCAGCCAUGCUGCUUUGCAGCAGACCACCCAGCUGGCCAAUGCACCUGCCCUUAUCACACCAGGUUAUGGUGGUGCACCAGGAGCACCUGUGCUUCCGCAGGUAUUUCAGGACACUGGGGCUCUGUACCCUCCGGUGGUGGCACCUAUGGGUAGCAUUGGCUUUGGUGGAGCGGUAGAACCUCCCGGGGGCUUUGUGCCCCUAGUUGCUGGUCCUGUAUCUGCUGAUGAGCAACCUCCCACAUCGACAUCCAUGGAGACCAGCGGGACAUUACCAUCAUACAUGAGCGGUGGGGACUUGGAUGAGCGGUGUGGGGUUGUCCUCGGCCCCGGAGGCCGUGAUAUGGACCUCCGUACAGCAGCAGGAGGCCUGCCCUCGCCAGGACGUGACAGGGACAGGCGAAGGCACAGCCGUUCCCGGUCACCAAGGAGGCGUGGCCGCUCCCGUUCUCGAUCACCUUCUCGUGCUUCUGGCAAUCGCUAUGGUAGCACAACCAAGGGGGACCGCUCGAGGGAACGGGAGACCAGGGAAAGUGCCAGAGAAAAAGAGAGAGAACGUGAGAGGGAGCGGCGUCGGAAAGGAUUCCCACCUGUGAAGAAAAACUGCCUUAGUGUUUGCAGUGCUACCCUGUGGCUUGGACAUGUUCCAAAGUCGGUGUCAGAAAUGGACUUGCACGACACCUUUGGUGAAUUCGGCACCAUAGUCAGGAUUGAUAUGAUCCCUCCUCGUGGCUGUGCCUAUGUGUGCAUGGACCGCAGGCAAGAUGCCUUUAGGGCAUUGCAAAAACUGAAGAAUCUGAAGCUGCAGGGAAGCCUCAUCAAGAUGGCAUGGGCACCGGGGAAAGGUGUGAAGGGCAAAGAACUGAAAGACUUCUGGGAGGUGGACCUAGGUGUGAGCUACAUUCCACUUGACAAGCUGCCUGCGGAUGUCAACUUGCAGGCUUUGGAAGAGGGCGGUGUAAUUGACAAGGACUCCCUGUCUGACGGCCUAAAAGAGAAAUAUGCCGAACAGGAAAGGCAACGCGGCAUGGCUGAUCCACUUGCUCCUAUGAUGCUCGACUUGGUACAGCAGCAACAACAGGCACCGCCGUCAGCAGAAGCCAUGAUGGCAGUAGCAUUCCCACCAGCGGUAGCUGCACCAGGGGCCCCCACAGCUGUGGCCAUGGUGCCUCCGCCUGUGCCUCAGUUCAGCAUCCCAUUGCCACCAGUGGGCCAAGGGUCUGUUAAGACGAACGAAGCGCAAAUUAAGAGUGCAUGUAUGAUGCCCUCCCAGAGCCUGGUAAUGCCUCAAAUUCAACUGCCCAUGGGUGUGCCUCCUCCACCUAACCACAUGCUGAUGGUGCCACCAAACACUUCUCAAACACUGUUGGGGCCUAGUGCUCUGGGGCUGAUUCCUCCACCCUUAAGCCUGCCUGGGACUGCUCUUGGCCUGCCCCCCCUUCAUCCUCCUAUGAGCCUCCCUGUCACCUCCCAAGCAGCAGUGAUGCCCAUUGUCACCACAGCAAGUCCAGCUACUUCUAGUGCUCCUGCGACAACUGUAACUCAGCCACCUGCAGCAGCAGCACCUGCUGUAGCAUCUUCUGCAACACCUGUCGCAGAAAGUGAGACAACUGAUGUACCCAUGGCCAUUGACGGUGAUGCCACGCCCACUGAUGAAGAUGGCACAAGUGAAGCAAGUCGCCUUGGUAUGAUCCACCCUCCUUCUGGGGAACCAGUGGGCAACGAUAAGGGACCUGUUGAGAAUGUAAAACCUGCUGGAAGCGAUUUAGGAGCGGCUGCUCCCCCUGGUGGAUUUUUGCCUCUAUCUGCACCACCUGGCAUGCCAGGUCAGUUUGGGAACCAUGGUCUGCUGGCAAAGGACAAAGUUGAUGCUGGCUCAGUCAAGGAACCAAAAUCUCCGGUGGCUGUAUCUAGUCAUGAAGCACCAAGUACAGAUGUCAAGACUGAACAAUCUGAGAAAACUGAUCCUGAAAAGAUGCAGCGGGAUGAACAAAGUUCAGGGCAGCAGGUUGCUGAGCCAGGACAGGAGGCUUGUGCUUUUGAUCCCACAGUAAGCUCAUCGAUCCCAUUGCCUGUUGGACUGCCUGGAAUGCCUUCACCGCCUGUUCCACCCAGACCAUUUGGAAGUGCACCUGUACGUUUCAGCGGACCACCUAUGUUUCCCUUUGAGAACCCAGCUGAUGGAAGACCUGGCAUGGAAUUCCCUGGUUCUCGUAUGAUGGGCCCUGAUCCAAGAAUGAUGGUUCCCCCAGUGGGCGAUUUCCGUCCGCCCAAUCCACAUGAUCAGGCCAUCAUGGGUGGACCAGGGGAGCAGAGGAUGUUGGGUGGCCCUCUGGAACAGCAUAUGCUUGAUGGACCUCCAGAAGCAAAUAUGAUGGGCGGUCUCAUGGAACACAGAAUGCACAGAGGUCCUGAGCCGAGAAUGAUGGGAGGUCCACGAGAGCCGCGAAUGAUGAGUGGCCCAAUGAUGGGAGGACCACCUGAGCCAAGGAUGAUGGGUGGUCCAGAGGAACUACGGAUGUUAGGUGGCCCUCCAGAGCACCGAAUGAUGGGUGGUCCACGUGAUCACAGGAUGAUUGGUGGUCCAAUGCAAGAGCCUAGAAUGAUGGGAGGGCCUCCUGACCACAGGAUGAUGGGAGGCCCACCUCCAGACCAUAGGAUGAUGGGAGGCCCGCCUCCCGGCCAUAGAAUGAUGGGAGGCCCACCUCCAGACCACAGAAUGAUGGGUGGUCCUCCAGACCAUAGGUUAAUGGGAGGUCCUCCUCCAGACCAUAGGAUGAUGGGUGGGCCCCCCGACCACAGAAUGAUGGGAGGCCCGCCUCCUGACCAUAGAAUGAUGGGAGGCCCUCCAGAUCAUCGGAUGAUGGUUGGCCCACCGGACCACAGAAUGAUGGGAGGUCCUCCAGAUCAUAGGAUGAUGGGUGGGCCACCAGACCACAGAAUACUGCCAGGGCCACCAGACCAUAGGAUGCUCAGGCCGCCCGACUUUAGAUUAGGUGGUCCUCCUCAAGAUAUAAGAAAUUUGGGGCCCCCAGAACCUCGAAUGCCGGCACCCGGUCUCCGCAUGCUGGCUCCUAACAUGCCCCCAAAUAUGCCCCCAAAUAUGCCCCCAAAUAUGCCUCCAAAUAUGCCUCCAAACAUGCCUUCAAAUAUGCCUCCUAACAUGCCUCCUAACAUGCCUCCUAACAUUCCUCCUAACAUGCCACCUGUGAUUGGGGCCGGAGUCACAGACGGGAAGCAACCCGAAGUAAAAGGACCUGAAAGUCAAGAAGACGCACAAAACAAGUCCGCCGAGUUGGCUGACAAGAAGAGGAGCGAAAACGGAGAAGCGUCGAAGGAAUGGAAACCUCCGGCUUCCGCGCCGGAGCCAUCUAGAGGACCGAAUGGGCCAGCAACAGAAGAGGGGCAAGGCAACGGCGAGCAGCCGUGGAAGCAGCCCGGGGGUUUCGGUUUUUUCGGGCCUCCUCGGUCGAGGUUUAACGAGCCAAGCUCUGGAAGAGACAGUGACGAGGGCGGAUUCGGAGGCGAGAGAGGCGACCGGCGUGUCUUCACAAAUGCGUAUGGUGAGUCUUCCGAUAGGCGACGAAGCAGUGGCCGCGAGCGAAGAAGCCGCUGGUCGCGAGAAGACGAAGAGCGUGACCGUGAACGGUCACGGUCGGAGCGCAGUGAGCGAGACCGCAGUGACCGGGACCGGAGCGACCGUAGGGACCGGGACCGCAGCAAAGACCGCAGCGACAGGGAUCGCGACAGAGAACGAGAUCGCGACCGAGAGAGGAGCGACCGCGACAGGGACCGUAGCGACCGCGAUCGGAGUGAUCGGGACAGGAGCGACAAGGAUCGGGACCGUAGCGAUCGGGACAGAGACCGGAGCGACCGCAGCGAUAGGGACCGUGAUCGCGACCGGGACCGGGAUCGGGAUCGCGACAGAGAUCGUGAUCGGGACCGUGACCGAGACAGGAGUGACCGCGACCGAGGAGACAGGGAUCGGAGCGACAAGGAGCGCGGUGACAGGAGUGAUCGAAGCAGAGGGGACCAUAGCCGAAGUCGAGACCGUGAGCGGAGCUCAAAUCGAAGCCACAGCUCGCCGGAGCGGGCUGCCACUGCAACGGCGGAGACGAACGGCGAAGUGAGCAGCAGCAAGCCGAAUGGUGGGAGCAGCACUGCGGAAGUGCCUUUGCCGAAUGUGGAAUCCAAGGGCCCCGCCUCCAAUGUGGAAUCCAAGGGCCUUGCCGAGCCGGAAGCACCCAAGGAAGCUGCGGAACACGCGAAGCCCGAGGUGAAGGCGUGAUCUCUGCGCGGCUUUCUUCUCGGCGUGAUGGCCGAGUGAAGACUACUUUGAGUGCGUGAGUGUGUGAUUGUGGGAGCGUUGUGUAUAUAACAAAAGAGACAGCUCGGCAACAUGGGACGAAGCAGGGCUUUGCCCGGGCCUGAGAAAAAAACUGGGCUUUACGGACUGCCCGCGUGCAGCAAGAGUUGCCCACCGACCCUGCGGGUCGCAAAACCAAAUAAAACGAAAAUAGCGCGGUGCUUGUUUCUGUUGCACGAAACAUGCUUUGCCUUUUUUUGGUUUGCCCGCACCUCCGCUGGGUGUGUAUCUGAAGAAGCAAGAUACGAUCAAUGUUACUCCUCAGGCUCUUUCUACAAGAGAAGCUGCCUGCGAUGCACCGUCAGCAGCCGCAGGGUAAGUGACGCCCAUUCGACACGACACGACCACGACUCCUGCUGUGGCCCCAACGCCUACCCGCUGGACUGUGAACUGUUGAUCGGCCACGGACGCUCGACGCAAAGGUAGACUCUUCCACCACGGCACAAUUUCGCGGUCGAGUUGCAAUUGCCUUUUUUUUUCUUUUUUUAAAGGAACCAGACUGCCUUCGAUUUGCCCCAGGAAAGCAGAAAGUGAGGGUUUGCCAUAUUACAUUUGUCUUGGUUUUUAUUGUGUAAUUUGGGGCGAUCGCGUCGUGAGGCUUUUGUUUUACGUAUAGAGUAAGCAGCAAGGUUCACUCUAGAUGCAUUCGUGUAUAGUGUGUUUCCUCGGCAAAAAUAAAUACUGCUUCUUGUCCGCA